CUGCACACGCACACGCGCGCGCAGUGCUCAGGCGGCUGUUGCGGGGGGUGGAUGCGUGUCGCGUCGCACGGACGAAAGGUACGGCUCCUUUCUCCGUCUCUGUCUGGCUCAUCUCGCGCGCGUUCCCGGCAGACAAAGUUGACGCGAACGCGACACGGACAACACGGUCCGCGUCUGAAGCGGCGCGGCGUCCUCUCGGAUCGACGCGGUUGCGUACGCGCGCGCCCUGCAUCCUUUCUCUCCCGGUGCGUCUUCUCGCUCUCUUUCUCCCUUUCCAUCCCGCCUGCUUCCCCUCCCCUCGACGUUUCGCGCUCCUCUCUCUCUCCCGUCAUGGCUUGUAAGACGUACCGUUACUCACGCGUCUCUCCUACUGCCCAUUGAUGCCACCGCCGUCGCGUAACUCGUGCGUGCUCCCUACGUGCAUCGCGCGCGUGCGAGGACGCGCGUCAUCGUCGUCUCUCAUCUCCGUGCGGGCUGCGGAAACGAGGCACGUCGCGCAUCCCGGCCGCAGGAUCGACGAUCUCACGCUGGGAGGUUAGAUUCACGCCAAUGAGGGACGUUAGAUGAGGAAGCUCGCGAGAUCGCCCGGACUGCAGACUCGCUAGAAUGGUGGGUAGCGUGCCCAGCGGAUGGAUGAGGAGGAUCCUCCUCUUCCUCGUCCUGAUGACCGGAGUCCUCCUGAUCGCCAUGUACGCCCAUGCACCGCCGCUCGCGUCCCUCCAGCCGUUCCCGACUCGUCGAAGACUAGAGGACUUACAAAGCAGCUUGGUUAAUUUCCUGGCUGGUAGCGAAACCACGGUCGGUCCCGAGGAACGGCUUUACGAGUAUCUGGAAGAACCUAGGACAUUUCAAAGUCCAUGGUCCUGGGCAUGUGUGGCGAGUCGAUGCGAGAGGCGAGCAGUGAGAUCCUCGAGGACAUCCCUAGCGACUUGCACCGCUCAUUGUGGAGGAAACACUCGACUGUUGUGGCCCCGACCAACCGAAAACGUCGUCCUCGGCGAUAACAGUGUUAUCCUGCACCUUCAGCAGAUCGAAUUCGUCAUCGUCGAUACGAGCGAUCAGGAGAUUAAGGACCUGCUGGAGCACGCGAAGGACGUUUUUAUUGGGAACAUCAGGAGUCUGGUAAAAGUGCCGAAUGCCAAGAGUAGAUCCGGCGUUGACACAUUCAUUAUAUAUGUGAGCGCCGGUAACGCACGCGGCACCACUUUGACUCUGGACACUGACGAGUCGUACAAACUGGAACUCGUGCCCAAGGGAAAGGUCCUGGAAGCCAAGAUCACAGGGAAAAGCUACUUCGCGGUGCGACACGGUCUCGAGACUCUCAGCCAGUUAAUCUGGUGGGAUGAAGCUGCCGGCAAGCAGGGUGCUCUUCGCAUCCUUACACGGGCCUUCAUCGAGGACAAGCCCGCGUUUCCCUAUCGCGGCCUCCUCGUCGACACCGGCAGGCAAUUCUUCCCCGUCGAAGAGCUGAAAAGGGUAAUUGACGGCAUGGCGGCUACGAAGCUCAACACCUUCCACUGGCAUCUAACCGAUUCCCAGAGUUUCCCCUUCGACUCGGCGCAGUUCCCGGAGAUGGCGAGGUGGGGCGCAUACAGUGGCGAUCACAUUUACACGCCCGACGACGUGAAGGAUCUGACCGAUUACGCGAAGAUACGCGGCGUCAGGAUCGUCGUCGAGAUUGAUUCCCCGGCCCACGCUGGCGCCGGGUGGCAAUGGGGUGCGGAGCAUGGCUUGGGCGAGUUGGCGUUGUGCGUGGACCAGCAGCCGUGGUCGGCGUAUUGCGGCGAGCCAAACUGCGGCCAACUGAAUCCCAUAAACGAGCACUCGUACCGGAUACUCGAGGGUCUGUAUCGGGAACUGCUCGAUCUGACGGAGGUGCGCGACGUAGUGCACCUCGGCGGCGACGAGGUGAAUCUCGAGUGCUGGGCGCAGUACGGCAACAUCACCCUGGCGAUGCAGGCGCAGAAUAUGACGGAUCAUCACGCGCUCUGGGCGGAGUUCGAAACGAAGAUGCUGCAACGGCUGAUCAGGGCGAAUCACGAGCGAGUGCCUAAGGCGGUGAUCCUGUGGAGUUCGCCGUUGACCAAGAGGCCGUACAUCAUGCUGUACUUUGAUCCGAAGGUCCACGUGAUCCAGUCGUGGGGUGGCAGCAACUGGCCAGAGACGCCCGACCUGCUGGAGGACGGCUUCCGCGUGAUCCUGUCGCACGUGGACGCGUGGUAUCUAGAUUGCGGCUUCGGCAGGUGGCGGGAGAGCGGCGAGGCAGCGUGCGGCGAAUACCGUACCUGGCAGACCGUCUACAAUCACCGUCCAUGGAAGGAGUAUCCGCAGCAACACCUGCCCUUGGUGCUGGGCGGCGAGGCGGCAAUCUGGACCGAGCAGACCGGACAAUCGUCCUUGGGACCUCGACUAUGGCCCAGGGCGUCCGCGCUCGCCGAACGAUUGUGGAGCGACUUGCCGACAAACACUUACUCCACGGACGAGAACGUCUACACCAGGCUGGCUGCGCAUAUCGAAGUCCUGAACAGCAGAGGCAUCAAGACCGAGUCGAUGUGGCCGCAGUGGUGCACCCAGAACCCCGGCAAAUGUCUCUGACCGAUCGUUAGAGAUUCGCGAGCUAUCGAUCGGCCGUACUACUGUACUCGCGGCGCUAAUCGCGUAAAAACGGAAUGCCAUAAGAAGCGGCAACGUCUGCCGCGUGCCCUGUCGGCAGUCGGAAUCGAUUUCGUCCGAUGCGCAGUUGCGUCGCGUAUUCACGAUCUGUGGGAGCUCUCGAUGAUGAGCGUUCUGCCGGUAGAACUGACAAUCGCUCCUGUCCGAUAAGUCACCGGACGGAUUUUCUUGUUCACAAGAAGCGCACGCCAAACGAGCCAGCGAACAAUGAUGACGAUCGAGAUUAUCACUCAGGAGCUCUCUCUCUGCGUGUCCAACGUGUAACAUGACGAAGCUACGAGAUUACGCGGGCGACGAGGAGCCGCGAGUUUAUCGACACGUAGCGUAAGGCAUAGAUAUUAACUCGACGAACGCGUUGAUAGCGUAGAAUAAAUGGGGCCUCUCAUAAGGGGGGGGGGGGAGGCCUGGCUUCGCGCGGGCUUAGUUUUAUAAGCGCCUACUUAACGAAUCGAAUAAUCGCGGUCACAAGGAGGAAAUGCGCUAUCGUUUCAGCGAAGCACUUGUGUGAUUGUCAAUCCACUGAUGUCGCUCGAGGCCCGAAUUACGUGCGAAUUAUAGAUCACGAGUCGUCAGAGAUCGAAGAUUUUUUGGUCUUUCUCAGUGUCGAGAGCGAGAAUUCGGGGAGGUACGUGACGUUCGUGGAUCCCUGCAACGAAAUUAAAUUAAAUCGCGGCGAGUUCGUUCUCCGGACUGCUCUCGGUCUCGAAUUUUUUCUGUGUUAAAGUACAAAACUGUCGCGCUUGAGCUUUUUAAGCUUUUCUAGCAUAAUACUUGCUCCUCGAGAAAUCUCGUGUUCCGUCUCGCGCUUUCGUUGGUCGAUUCGGUUAGGAUGUAAACUGGAGGACUCCUUGAACGGUUCUCUUUUAUACGAGGUUAUUCGUUCAAUCGUGUACUGCAUGACUGCAUAAUUGAGACAAUUAUGCGCAUUUCUUAUAUCAAGGAAUAACGAGUAAUAACACACAUUACCAAUGCCACUACUCCUUGUUACCUCUCGGAUUCCACGAAGGACACCAACGACGACGGCUGCCACGUGCCUCAUCAUCGCUGCGCCGUUUUAGCCGUGAACGAACGUAUGUAGCAAUUUUGUGACGCAUAAUUUAGUUUUUCGACGACCGAGAUUACUGAAAGUAUAAAUAAACGCGAGAAAGACGUAACGCGAUGCGAAUGUCGACGGACAGAGAGUGCCUGCACGUUUGCGGAUAAUCUACAUUAAAGACACUAUCGCGCACGAUGCACGCUCGACGGGAGGGAUUCGACGUCGUCGGCGCGCAAACGUGUUAAUCGAACUUUCUACUUAUCGUCAACGCAAAAUUGCUCAGGGCAGAAUAACAUAACUCUACAUUAGCGGACGCGCGCUUCUGCGUAUGCACGAGACGAACGAGCGAAAGGAUGAACGACCGAGGUGUCUCGAUCCCGCGGGAAUUUCGGCGAAGCUAUUUGAAGAAGCGUGCGCUCGCAAAAUCACCCUCGUGUAAUCACGACGGGGAUUUCGACUGAUAGAACACAACGUAAGGAAUCGAGGAGGGAAUCACCCGCUUGCCCGAUCAUUACUGCAUCACGAUGUGCGAGCGAUCACCGUCAUAGAAGCGAGCGGAGCCCGUGCUCUCUGCAGCGCAACGUGGCCUACGAAUUAUUUAAAGAAGAAAAAGGGAGGAAGAGUGAGCCUCGGAAAUUUGUAAAUACUUCAUAACGACGUAGGGAGCAACGUAUGAUAUAAUACAUUAGAUAGACGUGUAGAUAGGAAAUUAGCUAGGCAAUUAGGUAGGACUCGGAUAUUUAGGAAACUCGACUAAUUAAGAAACCGCUCACCAGAAAUAACGGGUAGGGAAGAGAGAGAAAGGGACGUAAUGCAGUCUGGAAGGGAGGACGAUAGAGAAGCUUGUACUUACCGAUACUGACACCGAUGGCUGUAAGAGGAGUCGAGCCUUUCGUGCGUUUGUAGAUAUAAGAUAUACAAUCGUAGCAACAUUAAGGAUGCUGGAUACCCGAGUGUCCCCAAUUAUGAUCGUGUGGGAAAGAAUUGAAGAAAUCAUGUGCAUGCUGAGUCACUGUAAGAAGCUUUUAAAGAAGCAGCUCAUUUCUCUCUUUUUUCAAUUGUGGCAGCUGAUAUUAAACGCUUACAAGUCAAGUCUUUUGAUUUUUCAAUUAAGAUUGAUUCUUGUUGAAAAGAUUGGAAAGAUCGACCGUUCCGCUGUCUUAGCUUUAAAUUUUUCCUGAACAUUGCCGUAUCUCAAUACCGCAAUGCUCCAGCUUGGAUGUUUAAAUCUAAAAUGCUCACUGUAAUGGAUGAGACCAAGAGCGUCAGAUAAACUUGCAGACGUUCAGUUGAAGUAGUUGGAGUAGAAGUGGAGUUACUCCACUUACUAUCUUACACCCAUGUCAUCAUAAUGAGAUAUAAGCGCAGGUAUCGAGAAUCCUUAAGAUUGCAGCAAGAUUGCGCACGAAUUGCUUCUCCAGUUAUUUCUUAUGUCAAGUUCGUCUCGAGUUAAUUUCGGCGGAGAGGCGAAGAUCGGCGGACGACGUUGCGCGCGAUCGAUCGACGAUCCUGUAAAGAACAAGAAUUUUACAGCGCUUAGGGCGGUGAUAUUUACGGUACGUAUACUUACGUUAUGCGACUCUCUUGCAUUGAUGAUGCGACGACGAAUGUAUGUAAAUAGGAGGAACGCGAGUUGCGUGCGUGUGCGUGCGUGAUCUGUGCGAGUGCGUGGUGCUCUUCGAGAUCCCAGAAAGAUAUACCCUGUUAUGACGUGUCUGCUCUACACGGAUUUAACAUAAAGUAAAUUUUGAAUA
Ooceraea biroi (clonal raider ant) is the source of this 5463-nucleotide messenger RNA. RefSeq names its product fused lobes (gene fdl). Gene Ontology annotation, cellular component: plasma membrane. The record is from RefSeq and is a predicted model, not a curated record. Gene Ontology annotation, molecular function: beta-N-acetylglucosaminidase activity. Lineage: Eukaryota; Metazoa; Arthropoda; Insecta; Hymenoptera; Formicidae. Gene Ontology annotation, biological process: glycosaminoglycan metabolic process; carbohydrate metabolic process; protein deglycosylation.